This is a messenger RNA of Xiphophorus hellerii (green swordtail), 4667 nucleotides long. Its product is annotated as tyrosine-protein kinase yes. Gene Ontology annotation, molecular function: protein tyrosine kinase activity; ATP binding; protein binding. The record is from RefSeq and is a predicted model, not a curated record. NCBI's taxonomy places the organism in Eukaryota, Metazoa, Chordata, Actinopteri, Cyprinodontiformes, Poeciliidae. The coding region runs from base 558 to 2216 and encodes 552 amino acids. The transcript has 12 exons. Gene Ontology annotation, biological process: protein phosphorylation.
CCACUGGCCGGUCUGCUUGUUUUCACCUAUUUCCCUUCUACUCUUUGUUAUUUUACCCAGCAUAAGGUUUUUCACGUGAAUAUUUCACGCCGCGGCUGCGCUCAGACCAGCUGCAACCAGACGGCUCCGUGUCUGCGUCUCCAGCUGCGUGGCUCCAGUCCCGCAGGCUGGGUCGGCCAUGUUGUUGUGUGGGGGUUGAUGGAAGUUUGGUAGUAGGAAGUGGAGAGGAGGCUCCAUCUCUCCGGGAUACUCCAGGAUCCCACUUUUCCUCCUUCCUCUUUGUUUUCCAUCAGCAGGCAUGCCUCUGCCGGAUUUUCCCUUCAGUGAUUUCUCCACAUGACGGACAAUGACAGCCUCUUGCAGCGCCAACAUCAGCCUUCAGGACUGCAACACUUGAUUUAACUUAAAACCAAACCGCUGGAUGGAUGAAGUGAGGAUGAAGGCGGAUCGGUCCCGGCUGGAAUAACUCGGAUUUACUUUGUCCCGAACUGAUUCAAGGAGAAAGUGGUGAAAAUAGGAAGAAAAAUCACACUGGAAGGACCGGGAAGGCUGAGACGAUGGGCUGUGUGAAGAGCAAAGAAAACAAAGGUCCCACCAUGAAGUAUCAGACCGACAAUUCCUCACGGUCUGACCCCAACACCUCCACCGCCGUGCCUCACGUUGGUCACUAUGGGCCAGAUCCGACGCAGACACAGCAGAAUCAGGCUCCCACAUCUUCCUCCAGCUCUGCAGCUCUGAAUUUCAACCACGCCCUCACUCCGUUCGGAGGCUCCUCCUCUGCCAUGACUCCCUUUGGAGGAGCGUCGACCUCCUUCUCUGGUCCCAUGUCCAACUCCUUCUCUGGUGCCGUCUCUAGUGGUGUCACCUUCUUUGUUGCCUUGUACGACUACGAAGCCAGAACAUCAGAUGAUCUUACAUUUAAAAAGGGGGAUCGCUUUCAGAUCAUCAACAAUACCGAAGGAGACUGGUGGGAGGCUCGCUCCAUUAACACCGGGAAGAAGGGCUACAUCCCCAGCAAUUAUGUGGCCCCCGCUGACUCCAUUCAGGCUGAAGAGUGGUACUUUGGCAAAAUGGGGCGUAAAGAUGCUGAGAGGCUGCUGCUCAAUCCUGGGAAUAAUCGAGGGACUUUCCUGGUGCGGGAAAGUGAAACAACUAAAGGUGCUUAUUCUCUCUCCAUACGGGACUGGGAUGAAGCCAAAGGAGACAAUGUGAAGCACUACAAGAUCCGCAAGUUGGAUAACGGGGGAUACUACAUCACCACGCGAGCCCAGUUUGACACGCUGCCGAAGCUCGUCAAACACUACACAGAGCACGCAGACGGACUCUGCCACAAGCUGACCACGGUCUGCCCCACGGUCAAGCCUCAAACUCAGGGGCUCGCUAAAGAUGCCUGGGAGAUCCCGAGGGAGUCGCUGCAGCUGGAGGUCAAACUGGGCCAGGGAUGCUUUGGAGAAGUGUGGAUGGGCACGUGGAAUGGCACCACCAAAGUGGCCAUAAAGACGCUGAAGACGGGAACCAUGUCGCCCGAGGCCUUCCUGCAGGAAGCUCAAAUCAUGAAGAAACUCAGACAUGACAAACUAGUGCCUCUUUAUGCUGUUGUGUCUGAGGAGCCCAUCUAUAUUGUCACAGAGUACAUGUCCAAAGGAAGCUUGCUUGACUUCGUCAAAGAAGGUGAUGGCAAAUUCCUGACGCUCAUCACGCUGGUGGACAUGGCCGCAAAGAUUGCAGACGGGAUGGCUUUCAUCGAGCGGAUGAACUACAUUCACAGAGAUCUGCGCGCCGCGAACAUACUCGUGGGCGAGAACUUGGUGUGUAAGAUUGCCGACUUCGGUCUGGCCAGGCUGAUAGAAGACAACGAAUACACGGCCAGGCAAGGAGCCAAAUUCCCAAUCAAGUGGACGGCCCCUGAAGCCGCUCUGUACGGUCGCUUCACCAUCAAGUCAGACGUCUGGUCCUUUGGGAUCCUCCUCACUGAGCUAGUUACCAAAGGCAGGGUGCCCUAUCCAGGUAUGGUGAACCGGGAGGUGCUGGAGCAGGUGGAGCGGGGUUACCGCAUGCCCUGCCCACCAGGUUGCCCUGAGUCACUGCACGAGAUGAUGAUGCUCUGCUGGAAGAAGGAGCCAGAUGAGAGGCCCACCUUCGAGUACCUGCAGUCCUUCUUGGAGGACUACUUCACCUCCACAGAGCCUCAGUAUCAGCCUGGAGAAAACCUAUAGCCAUAAGGAGGAAGAGGUUUUGCUUAAGACUGUUGAAUACAACUCUACUUAAUUUGUGUCCAUCGUUUUUAUUUUGGUUGUUUUUUUUUGUUCUUCCAUUGUCUGUUCAGAUUUUUGUUUUUACAUGAUUUUUUAAAAUCAUUUCACAUCUGGUACAACAAUUAUUGGAGGGAGGGAAUUUAUUUGCCUCUUAAUGUAGAUUUUAUCAAUAUGUAUGAUAGCAGUUAUGGGCAUACACAUUCACGUUUAAAUACCAGACAUCACACAGUGUUAUGUUUCUGUGAAAUAAGCUGUGAUUGAACAUCCACAAAGAAAUGUAAUUGAAAUAAUUUUGACGUCUCUAUGGUUUACUAUGGCAAUUUGCCUCCUUUUGCUGAACAUAUUCUCAAUGAUUUUCUCAGUUCACAACAUGAAACUAUGAAAGUAUGGAAUGUUAUUUCAGUUUUAGAUUUUUUUUAAAAAGUGCACAAAUUUUAUUAUUUUCUUUUUUUUUUGGUCUAGUCGGUAUUCCCUACACUUAUAGAGAAGAGAAGGGGCAAAGUGCAGUAGCCAGUUCAGUAUGUGGUAAAGACAGAAACGGUCCAGAGGAAAAGCUGUAGUGUCCAGUCUUUGUAGUAGUAAUGUUUGAAUCCAAAUAUUUAGUUCCCGAUCCUGACACAAGUCAUUUAUGAUUCGCUUUUUACCCAGGCUGACAAACCUUAACGUCAAAACCAUUUAUACACCCAAAACACUCAUCCAAUUUAAAGUAACUCGCUGCGUUUAAUCAGUAUUACAGGGUCCACUUUUGAUUGUGCUCCACUUAACUCAUUCGCCUGUGGCAUUUUUCAUGAUGCAGCAUGCAUUUUGUUUUGACAGCAACCAAUGUUUAGUCCGAACUCUAUUUUCUGUUGGACAACCUUAUGUUUCUAAAGGUUUCUGUGACUCAACUACUUCUAUACUACAGUCUUCAAUAAACCCCCUCCUCACUUAUGCUGACUUCAGAGCAGUUUUCAGAAAUGGUAGGCUAAGUUUGUUUUGUGUUUUGAUAUGACUCUUUGAUAAUUUGGCUUAUAAUGUGUAGAAAUAACAUACAGACGGUGUCCUUCUGCCUCAUCAACUUAGCAUUUUGUUUUGAACAUCAUAAAAUCUAAUGGAUUGUGUUUCAGAUGCUCUCUGCCCAGCCCUGUUACACAGUGAAGGUCUUUUUUAAAGAGUGAAACACUUUCUGAGUGAUAAGGAACACCCAGAUUCGUAAGAUUGACAAAAUAAUGUGAACAACCUAGAUACAGUUUUGCAGACGUUACAACUUGUAAUACAAUUGCUUUGAUCAACUGUUACAUCACAGUAGAAAACUGUGUUCCUAAAAUCCUGAACAAGCAAUACUUGUUUUGUUUUCUGAGUGUGAUUUACAGCAACAAUGAACUCUCAUCAAGUUUGCUGUUUCAGUUUUUUUUCCCACUCCAUAAGAGCAUUGGUAAAUAUAAAUGUAAUUAAAGUACUACUAAAUGUUUGUUCUUUAGCCGUUUUAUUGCGUCAUCGAAUUGGUGUUCGAAAGUAGCCCACUUGAAGGUUAGGUUUUAUUUUCAUAGCAAUGUUUCUGUACCAAGGAGCAGAUGUGUUGCCAAAAAACUGUUUAUCAUCACUUUUAUUAUCACAUUAAAAGCCCAAAAUCAUUGUGAUCAAGUUUUAAAAACCAUAGAUUUUGUAAAUGUACCAUUUGUUAUAUUAGCAAUUUCAGAAAUAAGGUUAAUAUAUUUUGUCAGUAGAAGUUCUCAGGGGGAUAAUCUCAUGCAUUCUUAUUCAUUUUGGGGUGAUAAAACUUAAAGGAAAUCUUACACAACUGAAUAUUAUGUCCUUUGUGUGUUUUCUGUGCUCCAUUUUCAUAUUUUGUUAUAAUAUGCAUUUUCUUACAUUACACAGUUGGUGUCUAAUAAUGUCACUUGGAGACUUUCUAUUUGCUCACCACCCAACCAAGCAGUAAUUUGUGUCCUGAUUAUCACAGUCCUUCUCUAUAACCGUUCUAUAUAUUGUCUUACCUGUUGGGUUUUUACAGUGAAGCGCUGCUGAAGAAACCUAUGGACUAAGGCUUUCUGUCAAGUCAUCAUGACAUAAAACAUUGCUUCCAGCUAAGUAUGAAGAAGACCUUUGCUGACCUUUGUCUUGAAGAAAGCAAAGCCUUUUAUCCACUAAACUGUGACUGUUGAGAAAACUUUGGACUUGCCUGUUUAUGUAACCAAAAGGACUCUGCAAACACUAUAUUUAAGACAUUGGAUGGAUGUUUUUAAUGGGGUUUUUUUCAUCUUUUUUCUUAAUGUUCUUUCAUGGACUCUGCAGGAUUGUAUUAAGAUGAAAAGUGAGCACAGGCCUUGCAAUGAGGGCUUUGUAUCAUAAAAUCAGAAUGCAUUUUGAGGAGUUAACCUGUGGGGAAUCAUCUGUGGAAUUUGUAGAAUAAAAACUUGAUUUUACACGCAA